AUGGAUAGUGACUACGCCUAUAGCAGCGCGGAGGACUCCUAUGGAGCCAUGGGGUCAGAGGACGAAGACUUUGACUUCGACUCUCAGGCUGAGAUGGAGACGCAUGCAAAGAAGGUACCGUACGUCGUUUUUAAUGAGGAGCAGUUGAGAGCACGGCAGCAAGACGCCGUCAAUGCAGUGGCAGGGGUGCUGUCCAUAAGCGAUGGCGAGGUUGUGCGAGUUUUGAGACAAUUCAAGUGGGACGCCAACAGGGUGAACGAAGAGUGGUUCGCGGAUGAGGAAUCGGUCAGAAGGAAAGCGACAUGCCGGAUCUGUUUUGACGAGUUCGAUCUGAAGCACAUGCGCGCGGCCCGCUGCAAGCAUUUCUUCUGUAAACCCUGCUGGCGGGGCUACAUCAGCACGGCCAUCGGCAGCGGCCCCUCUGUGCUGAGCCUGCGAUGCCCGCUGCCAGACUGCCCAGCCGCGGUACCGGCGGCGGUGGUGAAGGAGGUGGUGAGCGAGUCGGACGCGCGGCGCUACGACACGUACGCCAUGCGCAGCUUUGUUGAAGAUAACGCGCAGCUCACCUGGUGCCCGUCGCCCGGGUGCGAGCAUGCGGUGGAGUCGCGGGUGGAGGUGGGCACGGAGCCCAUGGACAUUGCCUGCUCAUGCGGCGCUACCUUCUGCUUCCAGUGCAAGGAGGAGGCCCACCGCCCGGUGGACUGCGAGACGGUGGGCAAGUGGAUCCUGAAGAACAGCGCGGAGAGCGAGAACCUAAAUUGGAUUCUUGCGCACACCAAGCAAUGCCCCAAGUGCAAGCGGCCCAUCGAGAAAAACCAGGGCUGCAUGCAUAUGACCUGCAGCCAGUGCCGCUUCGAGUUCUGCUGGCUCUGCCAGGGCUCCUGGGCCGAGCACGGCGAGCGCACCGGCGGAUUCUACGCCUGCAACAGAUACGAGGUGGCGAAGAAGAAGGGUGACUACGACGAGGAGGCGCUGAAGCGGGAGCACGCGAAGAACGCGCUUGAGCGCUACAUGCACUACUACCAGCGCUGGGCCGAGAACGACCGCGCGCGCAUUUCGGCCCUCAAAGCGAUGGCCAACGUGAUCGAGCAGAAGCUGGAGGGCCUCUCCGAGCUGACCGCCACUCCCACCAGCCAGCUCAAGUUCCUGCCCGACGCCUGGGCGCAGGUGGUGGACUGCCGGCGCAUCCUGAAGUGGACCUACGCUUUCGGCUACUACCGCUUCGGCGAGCAGGCGCUCGGCUCCAACGGCGCCGCCAUCUCCGCCGACACGCUCAAGCAGCAGCAGGAGUUCUUUGAGUUCAAUCAGGGCCAGGCGGAGUACUUCCUGGAGAAGCUGCACGGGAUGGCGGAGAAGCAGGUGAUCCAGUUCCUGGAAGGCAGCGCAGCCGCGGAGAGCUGGGGCAAGUUCCGCGAGACGCUCAUCGGACUCACCGACGUCACGCGCAACCACUUCAACAAACUCGUGCAGGUGGGGGGCGCUUCCUGCUGCCCCAUAUAA
Molecule: messenger RNA, 1500 nt
Organism: Coccomyxa subellipsoidea C-169
Lineage: Eukaryota; Viridiplantae; Chlorophyta; Trebouxiophyceae; Coccomyxaceae
Product: IBR-domain-containing protein
Exons: 10
Coding region: 1-1500 (499 amino acids)
Biological process (GO): protein polyubiquitination; ubiquitin-dependent protein catabolic process; positive regulation of proteasomal ubiquitin-dependent protein catabolic process
Cellular component (GO): cytoplasm; ubiquitin ligase complex
Molecular function (GO): zinc ion binding; ubiquitin protein ligase activity; ubiquitin conjugating enzyme binding
Source: RefSeq, a predicted model, not a curated record